This is a messenger RNA of Myripristis murdjan (pinecone soldierfish), 1116 nucleotides long. It is a transcript of the gene prdm12a, whose product is annotated as PR domain containing 12a. Gene Ontology annotation, biological process: neurogenesis; regulation of gene expression. The coding region runs from base 1 to 1116 and encodes 371 amino acids. NCBI's taxonomy places the organism in Eukaryota, Metazoa, Chordata, Actinopteri, Holocentriformes, Holocentridae. The record is from RefSeq and is a predicted model, not a curated record. Gene Ontology annotation, molecular function: histone methyltransferase binding. Gene Ontology annotation, cellular component: nucleus. The transcript is spliced from 5 exons.
AUGGGCUCCGUGUUACCCGCUGACGCCUUGGCUCUCAAGUCUGGAUUUAAGUGUCCGAGUCGCUCGCUGUCAGAUGUCAUCACCUCGGACAUUUUGCACAGUUUCCUGUACGGCAGAUGGAGAAACGUGCUGGGCGAGCACCUGGUGGAGGAGAGACAAAGCAGCAUCAACCCCAAAACUGCCUUCACCGCCGAGGUGCUGGCCCAGUCCUUUGCAGGAGAGGUGCAGAAGCUGUCCAGCCUGGUGCUGCCCAGUGAAGUGAUCAUCGCCCAAAGCUCCAUCCCUGGUGAAGGCCUGGGCAUCUUCUCCAAGACCUGGAUCAAGGCUGGCACUGAGAUGGGUCCCUUCACUGGCAGAGUCCUGUCCCCUGAACAUGUGGAUCUGCUCAAGAAUAACAACCUCAUGUGGGAGGUGUUCAAUGAAGACGGCACUGUGCGGUAUUUCAUCGAUGCCAGCCAGGAGGACCAACGCAGCUGGAUGACCUACAUUAAGUGCGCCCGCAACGAGCAGGAGCAAAACCUGGAAGUGGUGCAGAUCGGCAGCAGCAUCUUCUACAAGGCUGUUGAGACCAUCCCACCAGACCAGGAGCUUCUCGUCUGGUAUGGAAACACCCACAACACAUUCCUGGGAAUCCCUGGCGUUCCAGGCACAGAUGAUGAACAUCAGAAGAAGAGUCGCAAUGAGGAAUCCCACUCAUGUGAUGCCUCCUCCUCAUGCUCACCCUCGUCCUCAUCCUCCACCACCAGCCGCAUGCGCUGCGUCAUCUGCCACCGUGGCUUCAACUCUCGCAGCAACCUGCGCUCCCACAUGCGCAUCCACACUCUGGACAAGCCCUUCGUCUGCCGUUUCUGCAACCGCCGCUUCAGCCAGUCGUCCACACUCCGCAACCACGUCCGCUUGCACACCGGUGAGCGCCCCUACAAGUGCCAUGUUUGCCAGAGCGCCUACUCCCAGCUGGCAGGCCUGAGGGCACACCAGAAGAGUGCACGGCACAAACCGGUGGCCACCGGCAACGAUGUACCCUCCCAAGUGUCCCCUCCUCCCCCACAGAUGCCAAGCCUGUCCCACCAGCACCAGAUGCCCAUGGUGCACCACAUCCCCACCAUGGUGCUAUGA